This is a messenger RNA of Pleuronectes platessa (European plaice), 1380 nucleotides long. Its product is annotated as sialoadhesin. The transcript has 8 exons. The coding region runs from base 19 to 1293 and encodes 424 amino acids. The record is from RefSeq and is a predicted model, not a curated record. NCBI's taxonomy places the organism in Eukaryota, Metazoa, Chordata, Actinopteri, Pleuronectiformes, Pleuronectidae.
GUUGUAGUCCCACAUGAGAUGGAGGCUCAGACAGUCACAUGGUUGGUUUUAAUGGCCCUAAUAAAAUAUGUUUCUACAAAUAAGCCUGGAAGUCCUGCUGAAUACCCGCCCACUGAACCUAAACUGUCUAUGAGGUCUGAGGUCACAGAAGGUCAGACCAUCCCCAUCAGCUGCACUGCUGAAAGUUUCCCACAGUCAACUCUCACCUUGAUGAGGACCAACACAAAUAAUCAGGCUGAAAUAAUCACUGAAAAUAAUCUUAAUUCACGACCCAUCAACUCUCUCUCCCACACGUUUAAUGUGACUUCAUCCGACGCUGGCUGGUACGUCUGCCGUGCCAAGAACACUGAGGGCUCAAAGGACAGCAAGCAGCAGGAGUUGGUGGUGAAAUACCCGCCCACUGAACCUAAACUGUCUAUGAGUUCUGAGGUCACAGAAGGUCAGACCAUCACCAUCACCUGCACUGCUGAAAGUUUCCCACAGUCAACUCUCACCUUGAAGAGGAUCGACAAAUAUCAUCAGACUUUAGAAGUCACUGAAAAUAAUCUUUAUUCACGACCCAUCAACUCUCUCUCUUACACGUUUACUGUGACUUCAGCCGACGCUGGCUGGUACUUCUGCCGUGCCCAGAACACUGAGGGCUCAAAGGACAGCAAGUGGAAGGAGUUGUUGGUGAAAUUUUCUCCAAAACACACACACAUCACGGAGUCGGCAGAGAAGCAGGAGCUUGACGGGAGGAGCUCUGUGAUGCUGAUCUGCUUCAGUCACAGCUUUCCCCCAGUCCAACACUACUCAUGGUACAGGAAGAGUCAGGGAGAGGAACAGGAUGAACUUGUGUCAGAGCAUCAAAACCACAUUGUUUACUCAAACCAGUCAGGAGUCUACUACUGCAUCGCACAAAAUGAAGUAGAUCAAAGUUCGUCUGAUCCCGUCCAUCUGUUUGAACCCACAGGAGACUAUCUGGAGAACCUGAGGUUCCUCGUUGUUGCUCUACUUCUCCUGAUGAUUAUCAGUGUAAUUGUCGUAAAUUUAAGAUACUGGAGGAAAUCUGUUCAACAAGGAACAACAAACACCAAAUCCCCUUCUGGUUUUUCGAAUGAACCAGAGAGCCUGCAGGACUAUGAAAACAUUAGUAAUGCAACUGCACGUGCACCAACAUCUUCAAAUCUGUUUGACGACCACACCAGUGAAGGUGAAGUGGAGCUGAACUUUCCACAGGUGAGAUUCACAGCGACGCCCCGACGUCAGACGACCAACAGAGACUCCAGCAGCUCACACCAAGAUGAGAGUUAAUACUCUGACGUCAGGAUUUGACCCGAGAUGUUCUCGUCCUGCUUUUUACAGCUACCUCAGGCCUGAGGAAGUUUAUAUUCACAAUAA